CCCCACUUUGCGAUACAACUUGACCAUAACCUCUGCCUUUGACUUUGACAACUCUUUUCCCACCGGGUGAAAGUGAAGGUUGGCAGUAAGGUUCGACUGGGGGCGUCAGCAUGGACGAGUCUCAGCCCUUGCUUAGAAACAUCACCCCUGAGAGACAUCAACAAGCAUACACCAACCCGCUCCCGGAUGAAGAUGGCGGGGCCGACAUCGCCGAGACCAUCAUCGUUGACUUCGACCCGCUGGGCGACCCGGACAACCCGCUCGAGUGGCCGACGCCGUUCAAAUGGACCGUUGUGAGCAUGCUCGCCUUUAUGGCCUUCACUGUCACAAUGACCUGCAUGAGCGUCGUCCCCCUGGCCUCCAGAAUCGUAGAUGACCUCACACCACCCAACACCCCCUCCUCAUCCACCAAGUCCGCCAGCGUGCUACUCGUGACUAUCUGGGAGCUAGGCGAAGCCGCGGGUCCAUUAUUCAUCGCCCCCCUCUCAGAGCAGCUAGGCCGAUACCCGACCAUGAACGGGGCGAACCUCCUCUUUGUAGCCGCUACCGUACUCGCCGCCACGUCGGCGACUAUCCCGCGGCUGGUGCUCGCGCGCAUGCUGACGGGCCUCGCCGUUGCGUCCAACGUGCUCGGCCCGGCCAUCGUCGGCGACAUUUUCCCCCAGGAGCAUCGGGGCGCAGCCCUCAGUCUGGUGUAUCUUGCCCCGCUGCUCGGGGGCGCCAUGGGCCCGCUCAUCAGCAGCGCCGUAGCCCAAGCGUGGGGCUGGCGCGCUGUCGUCUGGAUGACGGUCGGUCUGGCUUCGGGGUGUGAGGUGCUGUUCCUGACGUAUUUCCGCGAGACGUACAAGGUUGCGAUUCUCAGGCGGAGGGCGGCAAGGCUGGCGCUGCUGGCGGGGGGUGGUGAUGACAAGGGUGGUGCCAGUGGUGAUGCCCGCCAGAAGAGGUUCAAGACCGCGUUUGAUGAGGCCGAGAGGGGAGAGGCCCGAGGGGAGGAGGAGGGUUUGUGGGCGGUCGGGAAGCUGCGGGAUGCGGUGCUGCGUCCGGGCCUCGUGCUCUGCGGCAGCGGCGUGCUCGUGGCGCUGACUGUCUUCAGCGCCGUCGUCUUCACUUACUUUUACAUCAUGAGCACCACCCUGUCGGAUAUCCUGCAGGAUAUUUACGGGCUGACGCCUGUCGCGACAGGGUUCUGCUUUAUGAGUUUCAGUGCUGGCUCAUUCAUCGGCGUCGUCAUAUGUAACCGCACGCUCGACCGCAUCUACAUUCGGAUGACCAACACGCACAAAGGUGUCGGCAAACCCGAGUUCCGCCUUCCGCUGGCCAUUAUCGGCGCCUUUACCUUGCCGCUGACUGUGGGCGCGUAUGGCUGGGUUGCCGAGCUGCGGCUGCCGCUGGUGUUUCUGCUGCUUUCCGUCAGUUGCAUGGGCACGACGCUAAUGCUUGGGAUGCUCCCGGUCACGGCCUACGUUGUCGACGCAUUCGGCUUGUAUUCGGCCUCGGCUAUGACGAGCGUCAUCGUCACGCGCUGUCUGAUGAGCACCUUUUUGCCUCUGGCGACGCCUGCUCUCGUCGACGCCUUCGGUUAUGGAUGGGGGUUCAUGGCUUUCACUGGGCUGGGCUUGCUCCUGGCACCCAUCCCGGUUCUGAUGUUACGUUACGGGGCGCACUGGAGAAGGUCCUCCAAGUACACCCGCGAGGCAUGAGUGAAUGAUUGUGUUAUGACGGGACGGACCAAAAGUUAGGACCGAAGUCAUGUGGGGCCGAUAAAAAAAGUGCAACAAGACUACGCGUUCGAGGGUACGCCAAAAUAUACAGGCUAUAUAUAGCUAAUAAUGAUGCAGGAGCAACAGCUGGGUUUGUGUUCAAAGUCCUUCAACAACGGGUGGCCUAGUAUGCUUGAGUUCAAGUUCUGGCUGCUAAGAGCGGGCAGUGGCCGUCGCAGUGGCAUGAGUGGGAUUCAAGGCGAGAGUCUUAUCGAUGAACCAGCCACGUACACACCUUUCGACGAGCCCUCCUCUCGGGCUCUCAUCUGCGUUCAUCUUGGCCGCCGGAAAUACCCUGCUAAGUCGACUCGAAUCUCUCGGCCUCCCCACAGCCGGAGCGACAUGGAAGACACUGGUGUCGCGGACGGUCGCCUUGCAUG
Canariomyces notabilis is the source of this 2140-nucleotide messenger RNA. RefSeq names its product MFS general substrate transporter. The coding region runs from base 111 to 1700 and encodes 529 amino acids. The transcript is spliced from 3 exons. Gene Ontology annotation, biological process: transmembrane transport. Gene Ontology annotation, molecular function: transmembrane transporter activity. Gene Ontology annotation, cellular component: plasma membrane. NCBI's taxonomy places the organism in Eukaryota, Fungi, Ascomycota, Sordariomycetes, Sordariales, Chaetomiaceae. The record is from RefSeq and is a predicted model, not a curated record.